ACUGCGUCAGCGAUGAAGCCCGUCGUCCGUGUUCAACACUGCCCGUCCUAGAUACAAAUCAUGACGAUGGGUGACACGGUUCGGUGCAAAUCUGGUGACAAUCUGGUGACAAUCAAACUCGACCUUCCCGUGACCUGGUCAGUCACCACGGCAUGCAUCAGUGGCUACAGCCAGCAUGACCGCCAACUCACCAGGCCUUUGUCUUGCACCAGCCAUGGUGUUUCUGCGCCAAGAACCUCGUUAUAAAACCGAUGCUUCGUUCGGUUAUGGCCUGUCCAAGCGCCCAACUCGCCAACAUGGAAGUUCCUCGCCACCGCCCAUUCUCACGCUCUCGGACUGUGAGUGGCGACUCCACGGCGAGCUCUUCUUCCACCGUAUCCAUCAUAACCUACCCAGAGCCACCGACACGCCCUCCAGCUGCAUACCUGACCGAACUCGAAAUCAGCAGCGCGCCCAUGGAGCAAUGCCAUAAAGACCUCGCCAUCAUGCAUUUGCGUCGCCUUAGCCGCAUCGCUUGGGAAGACGACAACGUGCACGACAAGGAUGCAUUACCGCAGUACACGACCAAGGAAGCUGCGCGGGAGCAAUUAGCGAGGAUGACUGUGAUCGUCCGUGAAUACCGAGCGGCUGGCGAACGGGCUAAGAGAGACGAGCAGGAAGCCGGUUUCGAAGGCGAUGGAGAGGACAUGUUUUCAGAGAGCAUGGUCCACGACCUCACAGACGCCGCCUUCUUCGUCUCCGGCCGCCGCGGCACCUUCAACCAGCCCGUCUUCGCAAACCCCCUCUCCAUCGGCCGGGAGCAAGAAGUCGCAGCCUUCAUGCAAGAAGUCCAAGCGGAAAGUGUGGACGAUGUGAUCGAGCUGUGGAACCUGCCACAAUAUGCCACGCCACUCCCUGACGGGCCACAUUGCGCGGGAGAAGACCUCGGAGCGGGAAUUGACUGGACGGCGAAGGUGCUUAAGGGAAGCGUUAGCGAGGACAACUUGAUCGCUGGGCUGGUGAGAUUCAAGGCCAGGGCGGGUGUUCGAGCUCCUGUUGCGGUUGGCGUGCCUCCCUCCACUGACCCGUUGAUGGAUCGGAAGAGGCGUACGGAGAUCUUGCUACAGAGGGGGGCGAGUCGGACGGAUAUGAGUUGGCCGCCACCUCCGCCGAGGCGGUCGAGGGCACCGUCGCUGAGCAAGCUGCGGGAUGUCGAUUGGGAGGAUGUCAUGGGGUCAGGAUGAUGGUUUUAAUCCAGCGGGAUUUCUUUUGCGCCGUGUGUUCAAUUUGGCUACAUGUUAGCUUGGUUGAAGUUGCUAGCGUGGGUGGCGUUGCUUGAGCGAUAGGCAUUUGGUCGAAGGACGUGACAGGGCUAGUGAGCUUCGCUGUCACGACAAUAA
This is a messenger RNA of Baudoinia panamericana UAMH 10762, 1379 nucleotides long. RefSeq lists its product as uncharacterized. Lineage: Eukaryota; Fungi; Ascomycota; Dothideomycetes; Mycosphaerellales; Teratosphaeriaceae. The transcript has a single exon. Bases 252 to 1223 code for a protein of 323 amino acids. The record is from RefSeq and is a predicted model, not a curated record.